UUGACCAAACUCCGGCUCUACUAGUGGCCGGCACAUUCCCCUCUGUUUUUCGUCAUUUUUCUAAACACAAAAGGAAUGUCUCACUUCUGAACUUUCUUUCUUCUAAUAUUCUAUCCUCCCUAUAAACGUCUCUUCUUCUUUCCCUUUCUUUUUAUAGGAAAACCCCAGAAUCUUUUUCUUUUUUAAGAAGUAAAACAUGUCAUCAUACCAAUUAGAAUUCGAAAAUUUUCAAACCCAGCAUUGGGAAGAUCACAAUGAGAAAGAAGAGCGGGAAUUGGAAGAAGCGUUGUCGUUUUCCGAUCUUCCGAUCAUAACAACUACUACGGGAAAGGAUGAAGAAGAGGGAGCAAAAGAGGAGAACGACAAUGACAAUUCGGAGUUCAAUUUUGAUUUCGGGUCACUAGUCGGGUCAGUAAGGUCAUUAGAAGGUGAAAUGUGUGCCGCUGAUGAGGUUUUCUCCGGUGGUCAACUGCUUCCUUACCGGAACUCGGUCAGCUCAAUGUCCGGGUUGCGGAGUAUCUCGGUAUCCGACCCGGAUCGGAGAGGGUUCGGGUCGAGGAGUAGUAGUAGUCGAAGCAGCAGUGUUAGAAGCCAUUACUCCACCACCAGUAGUAGCGGUAGCGGUGGCGGUGGAGGUGGUGGUGGUAGUAGUUGUAGUUCUAUUAGUGCCAAAACUUUCCCUUUGGUAUCAAAAUCGUCUAAGGUUGUUCAAAACCAAAACCAAUUCCACUCGUACCCGAGCCCGAAACCGCAGAUUUUGGGCCCGGGUGCCCGUUACUCAACCUACGCCGCCUCACCCGCCGUGAAAAAGUCGAAAAUGUGGGAAGUGUUAAAGCUGGGAUUGGUACGGACACCGGAAAUUGAGCUACAAGGUCUGAAGUUACGUUGCAACAACCACCAUACAAACAAUUUUGGUAAUAAGACGACUUUCAUGAUUCCUCGUAAUAAUAGUACCGGUAGCAAUAGUAGUAGCAGCAGUAAUAAAGGCGGAAACAAUAACAACGAUGAUCGUGCUCGGAAAUCGUUUUCCGGCAACGGCGGUAAAAUUAGUGAGUUUUUCAUGUUGGAGAUGCAGAGGAGGAAGAAUAACAUAAAUCAAUCAUCGGAGAUUAUUCAAAAAACUGGGAAAGGUGGGUUUUUUAAGAAUUGUAAAUGUACAAUUGGGGUAAUAGAGCCAGUGCCUGUCGUUAGAUCAAAUAAUUGUAACAAGUUUGGAAAAGGCCAAAAUGUUCAACCUGCUGCAAGUCAAGUUAGAGAUGAAGACAAACAACAGAAACAGAAAGAGAAACAGGAACAGGAAAAACAUCAGCAACGGAGAAACAACGAAAUCCGACAAGGAGAGCAAGUGAUGUCACAUCAUCAUCAUCAUCAUCAUCAUCAUCAUCAUCAUCGAACAUUUGAAUGGUUAAAGAAUCUGUCCCAUGCAAGUAAUUCUUAGAUUUUAGGGAAAACUAGCUCUAAUCAAGAUAUUCAGAUUCUUUCACCAACACAUUCCGCAUGCCUUUUUUUUAUUAUUUUUAUUGUUAUAUAAAUUUUGUAAUCAGAGAAGAUGUACAAUUGAGUAAUUUUUUUAAUUGAGUGUAUUUUUAAGGAGA
Spinacia oleracea (spinach) is the source of this 1595-nucleotide messenger RNA. RefSeq lists its product as uncharacterized. The record is from RefSeq and is a predicted model, not a curated record. The coding region runs from base 197 to 1438 and encodes 413 amino acids. The transcript has a single exon. NCBI's taxonomy places the organism in Eukaryota, Viridiplantae, Streptophyta, Magnoliopsida, Caryophyllales, Amaranthaceae.